This is a messenger RNA of Ogataea philodendri, 753 nucleotides long. RefSeq lists its product as uncharacterized. NCBI's taxonomy places the organism in Eukaryota, Fungi, Ascomycota, Pichiomycetes, Pichiales, Pichiaceae. The transcript has a single exon. The coding region runs from base 1 to 753 and encodes 250 amino acids. The record is from RefSeq and is a predicted model, not a curated record.
AUGUCUUCUGCGUUGAAGGACUCGGCCAACAACAUCUUUGUGACAACGGCCACGAUUCUUGACAAGCUCACGUACAAGCUAAGCGGGAAUGCCACCAACACGGUGGUGCCGCACAAUUCGAGCUCGGUGGCCCGGCCCCUCACACUUGCUCUGAAGCGGGACUUUGAGAGAUACAACCAAGUGUUGGACGACCAUACGCUGGACCUGAAGGAGACGGAGUUUGUGCUGCGGUAUUUGAAGGCCAAGUCGGCAAAGGAGGAGGAGCGCAAGAAGAUCCAACAGGAAGAGGCCCAGAUGAAGAAGAAGAUCGAGGAAGAGGCCGUUCGAAAGAAACAGGAGCUCGAGCAACGACAGACAGAGAUGUUCAAGCAGCAGCAGUCGAAACAGGACACGGGCGACAUGUUUGGGUCUGCGGACGAUUUGAUGAACCUGGAUCUGGACAAUUUCCAGUCGGACUUCCUGGAUUUCGGACAGCAGUCUACAGACCAGCAGCCGCAGAACGACGACAUGAUGAAGGACCUGUUUGACCUUGAAGGCGAGGGCGGCAAUGGUGGUGGCGAAGGCGCGAUGGAUUCGCUGACAGAUCUGAACCUGGACUUCCUUGACCAGCCUGCACCGCCACAGCCGCAGCCGCAGCCGCAGCAGCAGCAGCAGGCACCGCCGCAGGAGGACGACAGCGGGCUGAUGCCAACAGACCAGAUGGAAAACCUGUUUUCGCAGUUCGACGAGCUGGUCAACAGCGGCGACUUCUAA